AUGAAUUUUGAGCAGUACUGUCCGUACUCUUCUGAGUAUUCGCUUAAUUCUCCAUCUUCUUCGUCGGGUACUGACCAAAGAUUAAGUUCAUACAGCAGCUUUGAAUCAAACCAGACUUCGUCAUUCUUGUCGUCGCCGUCUGAAUUGGUGUCACAUAAGAAAAGGGCAGGCAGAAAGAAGUUCAAGGAAACUCGACACCCAAUUUAUAGAGGAGUAAGGGAGAGGAAGAAUGACAAAUGGGUGUGUGAAGUUAGAGAACCCAAUAGCAAAUCAAGAAUUUGGCUUGGAACUCAUAAUUCUCCUGAAAUGGCAGCUAGAGCUUAUGAUGUUGCUGCAUUAGCUCUUAGAGGUGAAUCGACUCCAUUGAAUUUUGAAGAUUCAUUGUGGCGUUUACCUCGAGCUAAGUCCUCGUCUGCCAAAGACAUUCAAUCUGCCGUUGCUGAAUCUUAUCAAGCUUUACUAUCUACCGAGUCCUCUACCUUUCAAUUUUCCAGGCCGGGGGAAAAUAAUGUUGAUGAAAUUAAAAGAAGUUCAUCGUCAAUAAACUUUUUGGAUGAAGAAGCGUUGUUUAAUAUGCCGUCACUAAUGUCAAGCAUGGCAGAAGGAAUGCUACUUGAUCCCCCACAGGAAGGUUACUUUUUCUACAACGUUGAGCGCAGCGUGGACUACUGCAUAAGGUUUGGUUAG
This is a messenger RNA of Papaver somniferum (opium poppy), 687 nucleotides long. Its product is annotated as dehydration-responsive element-binding protein 1A-like. Gene Ontology annotation, biological process: regulation of DNA-templated transcription. The record is from RefSeq and is a predicted model, not a curated record. The coding region runs from base 1 to 687 and encodes 228 amino acids. NCBI's taxonomy places the organism in Eukaryota, Viridiplantae, Streptophyta, Magnoliopsida, Ranunculales, Papaveraceae. The transcript has 2 exons. Gene Ontology annotation, molecular function: DNA binding; DNA-binding transcription factor activity.